AUGACCGUGGCGAUAUGCCAGUCCUAUUGCCUUAGCAACGGUUUCAACUUCGCGGGUGUCGAAGACGGCAAUGAGUGCUGGUGUUCCAACUCAAUCCAGAACGGAGCGAGCGCGGCGAGCUCCUCAGACUGUUCUACUCAAUGCCAAGGAAAUGCAAACGAAAAAUGUGGUGGAGGCUGGCGGAUCAACAUUUAUCAGUAUAUUCCGCCGAAUGGUCCUCGCUGGUCGUCCGUAGGCUGCUAUGUUGAUGCCAACAAUCGCGCCCUGCCGAAUUACGCCGAAUCCUCGUCCUCAAUGACGACCGAAGUAUGUCAGUCCUUCUGUGGAAAUGCGGGUUAUAGUUAUGCGGGAACGGAGGACGGCAACGAGUGUUGGUGCGCCAACUCUAUCCAGAAUGGUGCUACGCAGGCAAGCAGUGCAGACUGCAGCACACCGUGCGUCGGUAACUCUGGCGGUGCGUAUCCUGGUUCAAAGGAUUUCAUCGCACAAUUAAUGAAUUGGCUAUAG
Dacryopinax primogenitus is the source of this 507-nucleotide messenger RNA. RefSeq names its product WSC-domain-containing protein. The record is from RefSeq and is a predicted model, not a curated record. NCBI's taxonomy places the organism in Eukaryota, Fungi, Basidiomycota, Dacrymycetes, Dacrymycetales, Dacrymycetaceae. The transcript is spliced from 2 exons. Gene Ontology annotation, cellular component: plasma membrane. Bases 1 to 507 code for a protein of 168 amino acids.